Humulus lupulus (European hop) is the source of this 760-nucleotide messenger RNA. RefSeq names its product protein PROTON GRADIENT REGULATION 5, chloroplastic. The coding region runs from base 154 to 540 and encodes 128 amino acids. NCBI's taxonomy places the organism in Eukaryota, Viridiplantae, Streptophyta, Magnoliopsida, Rosales, Cannabaceae. Gene Ontology annotation, biological process: photosynthetic electron transport in photosystem I; response to high light intensity. The transcript has 2 exons. Gene Ontology annotation, cellular component: chloroplast. Gene Ontology annotation, molecular function: electron transfer activity. The record is from RefSeq and is a predicted model, not a curated record.
AUAUCCUUUCUUUUUUUGCUUACAUUGAAUAAAACCCAUAUCGAAUAAUCUAUCACAAAUUUCUUACGGAGCAAAAGAACCGAAAUUUCUAUCUGGGAUUUGCUCAAAAAAUCAAAAUUUUUAGUGGGUUUUAGUUCAUUCUUCCCUUUUCCAAUGGCAACUUCAAUUUCUGCUACUGGGUUUAAAGGUGGUUUGAGCUCUUCCUUUCAUGGAAGUUGGGGUACUUCAAUGGCCGGUGAAGAUUACACCAUGCUGGUUAAAUCAGUACCAACCCAAGUUCGAGUUGGGAGGAAGCCAAUCCGGUCGCAGCCGAUGAUGAAGAACGUCAAUGAAGGAAAAGGUGUCUUUGCCCCUAUUGUUGUCAUCACACGUGAUAUUAUUGGCAAGAAAAGGUUCAAUCAACUUAGGGGCAAAGCUAUUGCUUUGCACUCACAGGUAAUCACCGAGUUCUGCAAAGCCAUAGGUGCUGACGCAAAACAAAGACAAGGGCUCAUUCGCUUGGCCAAGAAAAAUGGAGAAAGGCUGGGGUUCCUUGCAUGAUGAGAUUGAAUGCCUUCGUUUUACUGCCACGCUGAGAAAGUUUAGAGCUCGAUUGAGGGACUUCAUGUUGUAGAUAAUGUGAUAAUCUGAUUUUGAAGUCAGAAACCAAUCUCUCUUUCUCACUCCCUUAUAUUCUCCUUGUCAUUCUUCAGUUUCUUUAGUUUGUAAUCUCUCUCUCAGACCAAAUUACUUAAUGAUAAUUCAAGAUAAUUAGUACAAA